AUGAAAGAAGAGGAAAGAAAAAACCAUACCAGCUGUUUAACCGAUAAGCAUGAGAAAGAGAAGAGAAUGAAGAAAAAUCCAAUCGACACCAACACUAUGCUGAAAUACCAUGCAACAGUACUCAUGAAAGGGAGAGAAAACUACUUCAUACGAAAAAUAUUUCCGAUGCAUGAACAGACGGAGCAUUCUUCGGUGGCGAGAGAUGAGGAGAGAAAAGUAAUGAAUGGGAAAAUUCUUGGAGUAAUUAUUGGCCUGAGCGGUUUUAAGACUAAAUAG
This is a messenger RNA of Clunio marinus, 276 nucleotides long. The record is from the annotation of a GenBank genome assembly. Lineage: Eukaryota; Metazoa; Arthropoda; Insecta; Diptera; Chironomidae.